Molecule: messenger RNA, 1123 nt
Organism: Ectocarpus siliculosus
Lineage: Eukaryota; Phaeophyceae; Ectocarpales; Ectocarpaceae
Source: the annotation of a GenBank genome assembly
AAUGCGAAGAUUCCCCGUGGAAGUGCCGGAAUCGGUUGCGAAAGGCGAAAUCGGUACGAACUUUGUUCAGACCGAUGAGUCCACCGGGAAGCAAGGAGAAGACCCCAUCCUGAUGUUGCACGGGUUCGACUCGUCUUUGUUAGAGUUUAGAAGGUUGUUGCCGAAGCUGGGAGAACUGGGGGCCGAAGCGUACGCAGUGGAUGUCCUAGGAUGGGGCUUCACGGAUCUGGCAUCAGGGGAGAUCAAAUCCUUCGGGGCAGAAGCAAAACGGACGCACCUGAAGGCGUUUUGGCAACAGGCCAUGGGAGGACGCCCGAUGGUUCUCGUGGGAGCUUCUCUUGGCGGUGCAAUCGCCUUAGACUUCGCGCACGAGUUUCCGGAAGCCGUCAAGAAGCUUGUACUGAUCGACGCCCAAGGUUUCAUCGAUGGCUCUGGACCCGGUGCGUCUCUUCCUGGCCCCCUCGCGAAGCUUGGUAUCUCUGUUUUGGGAAGCAAGCCGUUACGCUCCCUUGCGAACCAGAUGAGCUACACCGACAAGAGCUUAGCAACCGAAGAUGCUGUGCGUGUUGGGCGGUUGCACACAAUGUGCGACGGCUGGGCGGACGCCUCUCUGCAGUACAUGUCGAGCGGAGGAUUCGCUGUCAGCACAAAAGUGCCGAGUAUCAACCAGGAGACGCUGGUGUUGUGGGGCCGGCAAGAUAAGAUCUUGGACCCUAAGCUUUACGCGGAAAGGUUCGUGGAUGAAAUGCCCGACGCUCGUUUGGUAUGGGUGGAGGAGUGCGGGCACGUCCCCCACCUCGAGCAGCCGGACGAGACGGCCAAAGCCAUUGUUUCCUUCGUCAAGGACGGAAACCCCGCAAAGGAAGUUUGCGGCACUUGCCAAGGCUCGGAAUUGCAAGCUUGUUACAAUUGCGACGGGCUGGGGAGCUACAAAACGUACGGAGUGGUCGUGACGUGUAAGGCUUGCAGAGGCUCGGGAAACAUCUUAUGCCGCUCAUGCUUCAAGGGAGAUCCGUGGGAUAUCAAGGCGGCGCGAACACGGGCUGAAGAGCGCCGAAAAGACGGUUUGUUGGGCCUUCGAAAUCCACCUCCUCUGGACGCACCGGAUGGGUUCUUACAAUAG